Molecule: messenger RNA, 1691 nt
Organism: Benincasa hispida (wax gourd)
Lineage: Eukaryota; Viridiplantae; Streptophyta; Magnoliopsida; Cucurbitales; Cucurbitaceae
Product: plant/protein
Cellular component (GO): chloroplast thylakoid
Source: RefSeq, a predicted model, not a curated record
UGCCAAUUCAUUUGAAAUCACAAACCCCAUCUCUUCCCUUAUCUUUUCUUCUUCUUCUUCUUCAUCCAUCGCCCAUCUCUCUCUGUUUCUUUUCCUUUCAUUUCCAUCAGAAGAAUCAGAGCAUGGCCAUCACUCUCAGCCUUCCAAAACUUCCCCAUAUAACUCCCAUUUCUUCCUCCAAGCUUUCCCUUCCCUCCAUUCCAACGAAUUUGGCCUUCUCUCAAAACCCCAAAUGCCCAAAAACUUUCUUCAUUCAAAAUCUUCGUAGUCUCAAACCCUAUACUCUUCCUCUCACCGCUCUCACAUUGCCUUUCUUCCUUCAUCCACAGGAUGCUCUUGCUGUUGGAGGGGAGUUUGGGAUUUUGGAGGGGAGGUCAUUUGCUCUCAUACACCCUCUUGUUAUGGGUGCUCUUUUUGUCUAUACUCUCUGGGCUGGCUAUUUGGGCUGGCAAUGGCGGCGAGUCAGGACGAUUCAGAAUGAAAUUAAUGAGCUGAAGAAGCAAGUGGCUCCUGCGGCUGUAACCCCAGAUGGGAAGCCAGUUGAAGCACCGCCAUCUCCCACUGAAUUGAAGAUUCAGCAGCUCACAGAGGAGAGGAAAGAGUUGAUCAAAGGGUCCUUCAGAGAUAGGCAUUUCAAUGCUGGUUCCAUAUUAUUAGGAUUCGGAGUUUUGGAAGCCAUUGGUGGAGGCGUAAAUACAUGGUUUAGAACAGGAAAGCUUUUUCCUGGCCCUCAUUUGUUUGCAGGAGCAGGGAUAACUGUUCUCUGGGCACUGGCAGCUGCUCUUGUACCUGCAAUGCAGAAGGGAAAUGAGACAGCCAGAAAUCUUCACAUUGCCCUGAAUUUUCUGAAUGUUAUACUCUUUAUAUGGCAGAUUCCCACUGGAAUUGACAUUGUCUUCAAAGUUUUUGAAUUCACUACCUGGCCUUGAUUUACUGAUAUUCCAUGUAAACUUCCUUCCCUUUUCCUUAUGGUCUGAGGUCUCUGUCUCUCUCUUCCUCAAGUCUUAAGUACAUGUCUGGACCUUUUCUUUCCACUUCCCAUCUCCUAGUUCUUGCCUCCUGCAAUUCUUCUUCCCUUCAGGUAUGACUUGUUACUCAAAGAACUCGAAGUUGAUAAACAGCUACGUUUCAAUCUAUGUCAUUUUUAACCAUCUCCUGGUAUAGCUGUACGUUUCAACUUGUUCAUUUUUAGAGUCUGCAGUCUCACUGGUACGGAGAAAUGCUGCAGAUUCCAGUACCUAGCCAACAAAUCAAGAAAUAUUGUACUUCCAACUGACGUGAGACUAUGUUUGCAUCUUCAACGCAACUCAAAUCAACCGACUGCCCCUCUAGACGGCCCAAACUAACAAAGGACCAGCCCCAACCCUGCAGUCAGUUGGCUCAAUCAAACUACCACACAGAAGAAAGUACUGUCUAGGGAGCAGAAGCAUCUCCUUCUUCCCUCACUUUUAUCAACAAACAAUGCUUAUUCAGAUUCAGAAGGAAGUCUGUCCAGUAGAGUCACUGUGAUUUCUUCCAUGUUUACAUAUUUCAAAGGGUUAUGAUAUUAGCAAUAAUAGUAAAAUACAAAGAGGAUGCUUUUCUUUCCCUUGUUUUUCACCCUUUUCUUUAUAUCUUAUUUGUGUAAUUGUUCUUUAAGGAAGCAUUUCAGGUUUUUUCUUUCACUAUGAUUGCUUUCUUGUUUCCCUACA